Molecule: messenger RNA, 1461 nt
Organism: Dreissena polymorpha
Lineage: Eukaryota; Metazoa; Mollusca; Bivalvia; Myida; Dreissenidae
Product: solute carrier family 12 member 2-like
Exons: 12
Biological process (GO): chloride transmembrane transport; cell volume homeostasis; sodium ion homeostasis
Cellular component (GO): membrane
Molecular function (GO): sodium:potassium:chloride symporter activity
Source: RefSeq, a predicted model, not a curated record
AUGGCCCACAAGACAUGUGUGGAGUACAAGUUUAAUGUCAAGGCUCAGUGCAAGGACCGACUGUUCCCUUUCAUCCACGUGUUUGAAAAGGAAUACGGAGCAAGCGGUGAGCCAAGGUGCGCCUAUAUUCUAUGUUUCUUAAUCGCUGUCGUAAUGGUCUGCGUCGGCUCCCUGGACAUAAUCUCUCCCAUUAUCUCCAACUUUUACCUCAUGGGGUACGCUAAUGUCAACUUUUCCUGCUUCUAAGGAACCAUUGCGAAAACCCCUAGCUUCCGGCCCGGCUUCAAGUACUACAACAAGUGGCAUUGUCUGCUGGGGUCGGGGCACUGCGUUGCUGCCAUGUUCCUCAUCAACUGGUGGGCGGCGCUUGUCACAUUCGUCAACGUAGCCGGCCUUUACUUCUUCGUAAAUAGAUCGAAACCAGAUGUAAACUGGGGUUCCUCCACCCAAGCACAUGCUUAUCACAGAUCAUUGACGACGACGUUAAAGUUAAUCGACGUCGAUGACCACGUCAAGAACUUCCGGUCCCAGAUCCUCGUGCUCACCGGAUAUCCUCGACACAGACCAAACCUGCUCGACUUCGCAGCGACCAUCACUAAGAAGCAAGCUCUUCUAAUUUCCGGCCAUGUUUUCAAAGGUGAUCGGGAGGAGCAUCUGACCAGAACGAGGUCAAUGUCCGCGUACCGAUGGUUUGGUGCUCGCAAGGUCAAGACCUUCUACAUCAGUGUGUGUGCACCGACCUUCCGCAUUGGAGUACACGUUUUUCUGCAGGCGCUUGGAGUUGGAAGGCUCCGCCCAAACACACUGUUGCUAGGAUAUAAGAAUGAUUGGCAGAACGCGGACCCACGCGAAGUCCUCGACUACUUCAACGCCAUACAGGACGCGUUUGACCUGCGAUACAGUGUGGGAGUCCUUCGCGUGGCGGGCGGCUUCGACCGGAACAAGGGGUCCGAUUACGUCAUCAAUCUCGAUAACACGAGUGUGUACGAGUCGGACGAUAGCGUGGAGGAGGAGGACGAUGACGAGCCACAAAAUAAAAACGUCAUUGCGAAACCAGUCGACAUUAAGACGAACAUUCAUAUGAACGGAAAGCCUCAAAUAGUCCUUAUUCGGCUCAACACGCUGGACGAGGGAAUCGAAAACGCGGCCUUUGAAGGUGACGAUGCAAAGCCUGACCGAGUUGAGCGGACGGCGCCUGUAUUCCGGGAGAGCCAGUCCGGCACGGUUGACGUCUGGUGGCUCUAUGAUGAUGGAGGUAUGACGUUACUGGUUCCCUACAUUCUCAAUAGACGCAAACAGUGGAAAAACGCCAAGCUUAGGGUGUUCUGCCUUGGAACCAACAACAAGGAAGUAACCGAGGACAAGAAGAGAAUGGAAUUGCUGCUGGCAAAGUUCCGCAUCAACUUCUCGGAACUGACAAUUCUCACGGAGAUGAACACAAAACCACAGCAAACAUCGUGA